AUGGCAUUGGUUGGACCGGUCAAACGACAGCGCUUCCAAGCGUUCGUCCUGGCAGACGAAACCGCCCCAAACGUCCCUUCCCCAAACGCCUCCGACCGCCCAACCAUCCCGAACUCCCCAGCUCCUCCUUCCCCAGAACUCUCUGCCCACCAUCCCCACGACCAGCGCCAACCCAGCGCUGAACACGAUCCGGUAGCUGUCACCACAACCACAACCGCAACCACACGCCCGCUUGCACCCAAACGCAGACGCGGCUCCGAAGAGAGCGACGACCUCUCGGAGACCUCCGACCCUCCUAUCGAGCGAGGCCGGUCCUCACGUCCCAUCAAGAAACGCAGGCGCAGAACAGACGGGACAAUGCGCCUUGACAGCGAUGCUUCAAAACGGUCCCACUCUCCCACACAGAGCUACACCAAUGGAUCCACGCGCUCGCCCGGGCCCAGGUCGACGCUGGGCAAGAUCGCCAACGGAGACCCCCACAAGCCCGAGAGCAACGGCUCCUAUACAAAUGGAAGCUCGGUAGCCAGUGUGAAGGCCCUGUCGCCGUCCUUUUUUGGCCACGAUAGGGAAGAGGUCACGCGGAUACUCAUACAAAGCUUAUCAGACUUGGGGUAUAGCGACGCUGCCGGAGCUUUGGUGAAAGAGAGUGGAUAUACUCUGGAAGGCCCCACGGUAGCGGCAUUCCGUACUGCUGUUCUCAACGGAGACUGGGCUGAGGCAGAAGAGCUAUUAUUCGGCACACAUUCAUAUGAUAAUGGUGGAGGUAUCCACCUUGAUAAUUCGGCAGGAUAUGGCAAGUCAUGGGCGAAGUCGCGGUCAAUAGCACAAUCACACCGCGCCGAAGGGCUGCCGCUCGCCGAAGGUGCGAAUCGGGACGAGAUGCUGUUUUGGCUGAAGCAGCAAAAGUAUCUUGAGCUCCUUGAAAGAAGAGAUCUGGGCAAGGCCCUAAUGGUGCUGCGGCAAGAGUUGACACCUCUUCAUCAGGACGUUGGUCGGCUGCACAUUCUUUCUAGUCUUAUGAUGUGUCCAUCUGCGGAAGAUCUUAAGCUACAGGCCACUUGGGACGGCGCCGAUGGCGAAUCACGUACACUCCUACUCUCCGAGCUCUCUAAAUCAAUAUCACCUAGUGUGAUGAUUCCGGAGCACCGACUAGUUGGUCUUCUCGACGAAGUCAAGGAUGGCUGGAUAUCGAAUUGUCUCUAUCACAAUACUGCUGACUCUCCAUCGCUGUACGUUGACCACAAUUGCGAUCGCGACGACUUCCCUAUGAAACCUGUACUGGAAUUGAAGGGUCAUCACGAUGAAGUGUGGUAUCUCAAAUACUCGCACGAUGGUACUAAGCUGGCAUCGACAAGCAAAGACAAGACGAUUGUUAUCUACGACGCUACGACGUACAAGACUCUGCACCAGUUAGAUGAGCAUGACUCUGGAGUUACCCAUUUAGCGUGGAGUCCUGACGACACGAAGAUUAUAACAUGCUGUGCACAACAGGAGAAUUCCGCUCGGAUAUGGGAUGUCAAGACGGGCACGUGCCUGAGAUUGAUCAGCGAUUUCACCUACCCAUGCACAACUGCUGCCUGGGCGCCAUCUGGCACGCACGUUGUCAUUGGUUCACAGGACACCAAAUACGGAUGCUGCAUUUGGGACCUAGAUGGUCACCUUGUACACGCUUUCGCCCCACACCACAACGACAGUGUCAGAGUCAACGAUCUUGCCAUUUCGCCCGACGGUUCGAGACUUGUCGUCCUCCUUGAGAAUAAGAUCCAAGUAUACGACUUCCGGUCACGAGAGAAACUGUGCGAAUGGCAUUUCGCUGACGUCAAGUUGACGAGCGUUACAAUAAGCUCGGACUCAAGACACAUGCUCAUCUCUAUGAACAAGAAUAAAAUUCGCCUCAUAGAGAUCGACACUGGGCGGGAGGUACAGGGGUUCGAGGGCCAGAUACAAGAGAACUUCAUCAUCAGGAGCAGUUUCGGUGGCGCAGACGAGAACUUCGUGGUCAGUGGCAGUGAAGGUACGUCGCCCGAUGCCGUCAAGUUCCCGAGAGGUAAUGGACGAGCUAACAAUAUUGUAGAUGGCAGGGUGUACAUCUGGAGAAACAACGCAAAUGGGCUACUGGUGGAGGCGCUGGACGCGCACGAGGGAUGCGUAAAUGCCGUCGCGUGGCACCCUUCGGAUCCGAGGUGUUUUGCGAGUGCGGGUGACGACGGGCGGGUCAGGGUAUGGAGACCACGGUGA
Messenger RNA from Didymosphaeria variabile, 2238 nucleotides. RefSeq lists its product as uncharacterized. Gene Ontology annotation, molecular function: protein binding. NCBI's taxonomy places the organism in Eukaryota, Fungi, Ascomycota, Dothideomycetes, Pleosporales, Didymosphaeriaceae. Gene Ontology annotation, cellular component: GID complex. The record is from RefSeq and is a predicted model, not a curated record. The transcript is spliced from 4 exons. Gene Ontology annotation, biological process: proteasome-mediated ubiquitin-dependent protein catabolic process. The coding region runs from base 1 to 2238 and encodes 745 amino acids.